Messenger RNA from Mollisia scopiformis, 909 nucleotides. RefSeq lists its product as uncharacterized. Bases 20 to 760 code for a protein of 246 amino acids. The record is from RefSeq and is a predicted model, not a curated record. The transcript is spliced from 2 exons. NCBI's taxonomy places the organism in Eukaryota, Fungi, Ascomycota, Leotiomycetes, Helotiales, Mollisiaceae.
AGCGGCUGAGAGCUCUUCUAUGAGCAGCUCAGGAGCCCUGUCUACGACAAUAGCAGUUUUCUCGUCCGCGGCUCUCAGCUCAUACAUAUCGACGUCCACCACUGAGUUAAUAGAAGUCCUCACCUCUUUACCAGCUAUCUCAACGCCAGCGCUCUCAACCUCAUCAAGCUCAAGCUGCCCCACACACUCCCCCUUCACCUGGACAAUAACAGUAACCACAACCCUAACAUCAACAACCUACCUCCCCUCCUUUUCAUUUUCCUCUUCCUCAUCCACCCAGGCCCUGAAUUCUUCCUCCCCCUCCCCCUCCUCAUCCACAACAACACUAACCCUCUCCCUCCCCCCCUCACAAACCUCCCUCUUCAUCUCCGCCAGCCCCCUCACCCUCGCCUCAACCAUCACACACCCCUCGACCACGGUCCCCGUAACCACGACGCUGGUCUCCAGCGCGCCGACGGGGACGCCGAACCCGGCGGCGCUGCACUGCGGCGUGCACGGGCUGGCGGACGGGGAUUGGUUUAUGGGGAGUUAUGAUAUGGAUGAUAUGUUGCAGGAGGUUACUUUGGGCGGGUGUUAUGAGUUUUGUUUGGCGGAUUAUAACUACGAUGGAAGCUGUAUCUCAUACGAGUUCUACCCCGCGGAUGGGACGGGGGCGCCGAGGUGUAAUCUCUAUAGUGCGAGUGUGGCGGAUAGUUUGGAGAGUGUGAAUCCGUAUGUGCCGAAUGUUUGGAGUGAUGUUUUGUGUGGGAGUCCUGUUUAGAGUAGGCUGGGCUGGACUAGGAGAAGAGGGAGAGGAGAGGAAAGGGGAUGUGGUAAUGGAGAUGUGUUGGGAUGAGACGAGUAUCUUUAUGUUUGGAUAGUAGUACUAGGGAUCUGGAGUUUGGUUUGUUAGAAUAAGAAUUGGGGUUG